AGCCUCUGCCAAAUAUACUGCUGCCUACGCCAUUUAUUUGCAAGGAAAAAAAUUAACAAAACAGAGUAAAAAUGUUGGCGCUUAUCAACAGAAUCCUGGACUGGUUUAAGAGUAUCUUCUGGAAAGAGGAAAUGGAGCUGACACUGGUCGGACUGCAAUUUUCUGGCAAAACGACAUUUGUCAAUGUUAUUGCAUCCGGCCAGUUCGCUGAGGAUAUGAUACCCACAGUUGGUUUCAACAUGCGAAAAAUCACCAAAGGCAAUGUGACAAUUAAAGUUUGGGACAUUGGCGGUCAGCCUCGUUUCCGUUCCAUGUGGGAGCGUUACUGUCGCGGCGUCAAUGCAAUUGUUUAUAUGGUGGAUGCUGCUGAUUUGGACAAAUUAGAAGCGUCGAGAAACGAACUACACUCUCUGCUAGACAAACCGCAGCUGAAUGGCAUUCCAGUGCUCGUCCUUGGCAAUAAACGUGAUCUUCCAGGAGCGCUUGACGAAACCGGACUCAUUGAGAGAAUGAAUCUAUCGAGCAUACAGGACCGGGAAAUCUGCUGCUAUAGUAUUUCGUGUAAGGAGAAGGAUAACAUCGACAUAACGUUGCAGUGGUUAAUUCAGCAUUCGAAAAGCCAAAGUCGUUAGAUUAUAGCCUACUAAUUUUUACACACAAAUACACAAACACACACACAUAAGAAACACCGACACACACACAACGUUAGGCACUCUCGCAUACACACUGAACAACUAUAUUAAUUUGCAGUAUAUCUAUAUAUAUAACAUAAUUUGGAGUAGGGUGUUAAUUGAUGUAUGAGAAUGAUUUUAAGGGGAAAACUAUUGCAAUGUCUCGUUAUGAUUGUUUACAUGUGUGUUUGUAUGAAAAUUCACCGUGCCGAUCUAAGAAAAUCGCGUUGGGGGUGCUCGUUUUUAGGACCGAAUGUCUCGAAUUUGUAGUUCACAAAGCAGGCAAAUGUUAAUUGAUAAAAUGCCAACGGAUUCUGUUUAAGUCUAAAUACACACCCACACACAUACACACUCCCAUUUUGACAAAUACAAACACAUGUACACAGCGAGAAAUCGCAUAGUAUUUUGCAUUA
Drosophila innubila is the source of this 1084-nucleotide messenger RNA. RefSeq names its product ADP-ribosylation factor-like protein 8 (gene Arl8). The transcript has 4 exons. The record is from RefSeq and is a predicted model, not a curated record. Gene Ontology annotation, molecular function: GTPase activity; GTP binding. Gene Ontology annotation, cellular component: lysosomal membrane. Lineage: Eukaryota; Metazoa; Arthropoda; Insecta; Diptera; Drosophilidae. Bases 72 to 632 code for a protein of 186 amino acids. Gene Ontology annotation, biological process: protein transport; anterograde axonal transport.